UUUCCGAGGGGCUGACAUAUAUAAAUGAGCCGGUUGCUGCAGUGCCCCGUCUAGGAUCUUCAGCCAGGACACUGGCGCAGACACACACAGCGCCGGUCUCCCUCCAGCACCUCGCCGAUCUCCCGAAACCAGGGCCAGACUAAAGCUCUGCCCUUCCCCGCACCCCACCAGCACCAUGAGCCCGAGACUUCUCGCCGUCCUGCUGCUGGCCGUGCCAGCUAUCUCCCUUCCUGUGACAAAUGAAAUGAAUAAAGGGGACACUAAGGUGAUGAAGUGCAUCGUGGAGGUCAUCUCUGAUACUUUAUCAAAGCCAAACCCACUGCCGAUCAGUGAGGAAUGCCUAGAGACGCUCAGAGGAGAUGAACGAAUCAUUUCUAUCCUUCGCCACCAAAAUUUACUGAAGGAACUUCAGGAAAUUGCGGCUCAAGGUGCCAAUGAGAGAACUCAGCAGCAAAAGAAAAACAGUGGCUUUGAAGAUGAACUUUCUGAAGUCCUUGAAAGUCAGAAUGAUGAGAACAAGCAAAGAGAUGUGGCACAACAGCACCCUGAGGAGGAGCAGCCCACAGCAUCUCUGGCUGAGCUGGCAGCACAGAAAACCCAGCAAAAGGAAGAUGUGAGAGAGGAAGGAAAAAAUAGCCUGGAGGUAGGGGAAUCUAGGCUGCAAGAUGCCAGCAGUGAGAAGGAUGACCAGGAUGAAGCAGACAGCAACGAGAUCAAGGAUGCAGAAGAUGCACAGGGAGAAGCAGCUUUGGGCAACCAUGCUGACAAAGAUCUGGGUGAGAAUGAGCAACAGCAGCGAGGGGAAGGAGAGGAGCAGCGCAGAGGCCCCAGGAACAGCCUGGAGCUCGAGGAGGAGGGAGAGCAGCCAUCCAGGCAGGGCCAGAGGCAGAGCAAGGAGGAGGCAGCAGAGGAGCGCGUGGAACAGGAGGACGAUGGAGAAGAUGCUCCUGGAGAGGAGGACCCUACUGAAGCAGAGAGAUUACUCGAUUUGGCUGAGGAGGAUGGGGAGGCUGAGGAGAUGCAGGAAGAUGAUGGUAAUGAUGAUGCUCUGGGAUUUGGCAAAGAUGAGCAGAGCUCUGAGGAGGAGGAGGAGCAGCCACAUGUACUGAGACGAGGAAGGCAUCGCCUGGAGGAUGAGGGAAUGCAGGCAGAGGAGGACACCUUCCAGUCCAGGGAUGCCAAAAGUGAGGAAAUGGAGGAUGAGUCCUCCAGGGAGUGGGAAGACUCCAAGAGAUGGAACAAAAUGGAUGAGCUGGCCAAGCAGCUGACAUCAAAGAAGCGCAUGGAGGAAAAUGAUAGUGGAGAAGACCCAGACAGGUCCAUGAAAAUGGCAUUCAGGUCCCACAAGUAUGACUUCAGUAGCCCAGAGGAAGAUGUGAGAAGAUCAUGGAAGCAUCACUCGAAGGAGGACAGCAGUGAAGGAUUUCCGCUUGCUCCUAUGCCUGAAGAAAAGAAGGAUGAGGAAGGCAGUGCUAACAGGAGAACAGAGGACCAGGAGCUGGAGAGCCUUGCCGCCAUCGAGGCCGAGCUGGAACACGUGGCCCACAAGCUGCACGAGCUGAGGCGGGGCUGAGGGCUGGCCGCAGCCUCUCUCCGCCGUGGUCUCCAUUCCUGAGAGUACGAUGGUCUCCAUGCCGAGUACGAUGAGCAGAAGCACCGCGCCUUGGAUGCCGGCCCCACGGGCGCCAGGCCUGCCUCCCUUGCAGUAGUGUUGUGCCCAUCACCGCUUCUUGCCCCCACGCUCCUCUGUCCCCUACGGAUGUCCACCUGCCCCAUCGGGCUGCCGUAGCCAAGAAGUGUGACCUACACCUGUAUUCUCUCUCUUUAUUUUUAUUUCCUCCUUCCCUUUCUGUUUUUUAAAAGACAGGAGAGCUCUCUAGGAAGCUCUCCUCCCACUGGUAGUUUCACUGGGUUAAAUUGCAAUAACUUGUUACCUUUUGAUUAAAAGCUGAGAACUCUGACUGUAAUAUAUUCUAUAUAAAAAAUUUAUCUAAGGAAAAAUAAAACCACGGUGGGCUCUUUGC
Tympanuchus pallidicinctus (lesser prairie-chicken) is the source of this 2024-nucleotide messenger RNA. It is a transcript of the gene CHGA, whose product is annotated as chromogranin A. Gene Ontology annotation, cellular component: chromaffin granule. Bases 176 to 1573 code for a protein of 465 amino acids. Lineage: Eukaryota; Metazoa; Chordata; Aves; Galliformes; Phasianidae. The transcript has 8 exons. The record is from RefSeq and is a predicted model, not a curated record. Gene Ontology annotation, biological process: defense response to bacterium; negative regulation of catecholamine secretion; negative regulation of insulin secretion.